GGGCUGCGGAGAAGCGAAGGCACCACCCUGCCCACUCAGACCUCAAGCAUCCCUAACUGGCGAGGCCACCCCGGGCUCGGCUUCCCGGGCGGGCUUCGGGACGGCGCAGCCGCACUGGUGCCGCCUUCCCACCAAUCUCGACCCUCGACGCGUUCCGUUCGUGCGUGGAGGAGCCAGGCGGGAGAAGAGGCCGCUCCGUGGGCAGGGGCUGCGGCGCGCCGAGCGGCUGGGCCCAGCGACCGCGCGGAUGGCGGACUCGCAGCUGUUCUGCGUGGCCGAGGAGCGCAGCGGCCACUGUGCCGUGGUGGACGGAAACUUCCUCUACGUAUGGGGGGGCUACGUGUCUAUUGAAGACAAUGAAGUAUAUUUGCCUAAUGAUGAGAUUUGGACCUAUGAUAUUGAUAGUGGGUUGUGGACAAUGCACCUCAUGGAAGGAGAACUCCCUACCUCCAUGUCAGGAAGUUGCGGUGCUUGCAUUAAUGGAAAGCUGUACGUUUUUGGAGGAUAUGAUGACAAAGGAUACAGCAAUCGACUUUAUUUUGUUAAUUUGCGAACAAGAGAUGGAACCUACGUUUGGGAAAAAAUCACCAACUUUGAAGGGCAACCACCCACACCACGUGAUAAACUUUCCUGCUGGGUAUAUAAAGACAGAUUAAUAUAUUUUGGUGGCUAUGGGUGUAGGAGACAUAAUGAACUCCAAGAUUGUUUUGAUGUUCAUGAUGCAUCUUGGGUACGUCCGCCAGAACUAUUCAUAGCUCAGACUGGCUUCUGUAUGACAGAAGAGCAAAUAUUCUGGGGAUGGCAUAAUGAUGUUCACAUAUUUGACACAAAGACACACAGUUGGCUUCAACCCGAAAUUAAAGGUGGCAUUCCACCACAGCCACGAGCCGCGCAUACGUGUGCAGUUCUUGGAAAUAAGGGCUAUAUCUUUGGCGGACGUGUUUUGCAAACUAGGAUGAAUGAUUUGCACUAUCUAAACUUAGAUACCUGGACCUGGUCUGGAAGGAUUCCUAUUAAUGGAGAAAACCCUAAACAUCGGUCAUGGCAUACUUUAACACCAAUAGCUGAUGAUACGCUUUUCCUGUUUGGUGGACUAAGUGCAGACAAUAUUCCAUUAAGUGAUGGUUGGAUUCAUAAUGUCGUAACAAAUUGUUGGAAACAGCUUACACAUUUACCUAAAACAAAACCCAGGUUAUGGCACACAGCCUGUUUGGGAAAAGAAAAUGAAAUAAUGGUAUUUGGCGGGAGCAAAGAUGAUUUACUUUCCUUGGAUACAGGUCAUUGUAAUGAUUUAUUGAUCUUUCAAACACAGCCUUAUUCAUUACUCAGGUCAUGCCUUGACUGCAUUGGUAAAAAUGCUAUAAUUUUAGAAAGUCAGAUAUCUUUAUUACCUCCUAAACUUCUCCAACAAGUACUCAAAAAAAUAACAUUUUGGACUGCAGCUAAUCACCGGGAAGAACAAAGAGCCCAAAAAGAAGAAACAGAAAAUAAAUAUCAGUGGAUCAGUAGCAAUUAAGUUGUUAUAUAUGCUUUAUGUUUAAUAUGUUUAAACAUUUUAAUCAGACUGUAUAUUUACCCCCCAAAUUGGAGGCUUUAUUUAGAAGAUAAAAUCUGAAACAGAAAUUCUAUGUUAAAGUGAUUGUAUGGCAUGAGAUAUAUGGGAAGAAGAUGUUAAUGGCAGAUUAAUUUAUAUUUGUAAAUUAAUUUAAUUGUAAGUUGCAGGAAAAAAAUCUACUUUCUAAAAAUAAGUACAAUUGUCAGAGACUUUAACUCACUGUGUCCUCUUUACAGGAAAGAUUAUACAAAUUUGAGAAGAAUAAGAAAUUACCCCCAAGGACUUAGGGAUUCUCCAAUAUAAAGACAAAUAGAUAUAUAAAAACACCUCAUGUCAGCUUUCAGAAAGAAUAGAUUUUUCUCAAGUCACUUUAAAGUCACCUAAAGUUUCCCAUUAAGUAAUUCAGUUAUUUAAAGAACUUCUCCUUAAAUAACUAAUGUAACUGGCCAAAAGAAGAAAAUAGGCAGGCACUGGUAUGGGAUUAAAUACUGAACUCCUUUGAGCAUUUAUCUAGUAAAGUAUUCUUGGUCGUCUUUAUUUGAGUAGGGAAAUGAACGUCUUCAAUUGUCUUUUUGCCACCUCUAAGUUGUUUGAUGGUCCCAUUUUUUCUGUACAUAUAAAGACAAUGUUUGAAAGCGUUACAGUAGAGAUUUAUCAUACAGGGUUUGACAUAUUGAGAGGCAGUAUAGUUAUUAACUUUUGAUACACCUUAAAAUACAUUUUGUCUUGGGGACAUACUUAUAAAAAGUAACCUUCAGUAAAUUAUGAAAGGGGAUGAUAAUCUAGUAGUUUAUCUUUCUAGAAACUCAUUUUGGCCCACACCAUUCUACAGAGUUGGUGCUCAAGACCCAGGAUAUUCAAAAUACCUUGUCUUCCCAUUUCUUUUCAGUAUUAACUCCCUAUAAAGAAAUGGAACAUGAAUAUUUAUCUUUGUAGUCCUUAAAAUAGUACUUUUGCCAUAAUUAAGAAGUUCUUCAUAUAUCACAGUCAUAUCCAUCCAUUGCAUUACUAAUAACAAGGAAUUACUGAAAACUCAGUGUAUAAAAUUACUCUCUACCGUACUACCAUGCAAGUUGGCUCUGCAAUUUAAAAUGUUAAAUGUAUUUCUAUAUUGAAGUAUAUGUGUAAUUUAUAAUGAAAAUUACAGUAGUUUGUAGAUCUUAAAUUUUAGAGAUAUAUUUUAUAUAUAUAUGUACUGUAUUUUGGAUGUGUAAAACUUCUAUUUAUGUAUUGAAAUAUUUUGUGUUUGCAUUUUAUUUAUUAUACAAACUAUACAGAAUUACUAUUUCCCUAGUUUUGUUAGUGUGAACCAGUCAUUAGAAUUAAUUGUGCAAACAAUACUUCAGCAUAAGUUUUCAUUUCUGCUUACUAUUUUUAGGCUGAAUAACAGAUUUAGAAAGUGAGUCUCACAGGUAAUACAGGUCUUAGAAGUAAUUAUUUUAUUACUAUGAACUUUAAUAUCAGCAGUCUAUAAGGAAAAACUAUCUAAAUCUAUUAGAUAGUGAUAAAUGACACUGAGUGGGAUGACCUCUUAAAUGGUUUCUGAAUUAUUUCAAUACCUUCUCUAGCCUCUUAGAAAAGCACUUCUGUUUAUAAAUGGUUUACCUAAACAUUAAAAGUUAGAUUAGCCCCGCAAAACACACACAAAAACACACACACUUGUGUUGUUAGAUUAGCCCCUCAAAACACACACACUUGUGUUAAGAGGAUGAAAAUCUAUAUAUUAUCUUUGGCACACAAAACUGGUGCUCUUCUUACUUGACUGAUUAUGCUGUACUACUUCAAAAAGUUAUGUUCUGAGGUAGCCCCAUUGUACGAGUGGUAGGGAAUUCUAAUCUGAUCUUCAGUUUCCAAAACUUGCCUUAAAGCAGGGCUUCCCUGCUACUAAGAGAUAUAGAAAUUCUGAGAGCUGGCAAAACCAGUUUUGAAAAUCCCUAGUCAAGCAGUAUUCAUUCCUCAUUCUUACCUCUUACGGUUUACAGUCAACUCUUGUGUUGUUGACCUGUAUAGGAGCCCAAGGCAACAUCAGCCUCAUAACUUUAAACCCUCCCUUAUGGAUUCUCUGUUUGAAAGAUGGGUCUAGAAGGUUGACUUUUUCUUUUUCCAGGUGGUUCACAAAAUAGGUUUCCAGUCUGAUUUUCAAGGAAAAAGAAUUUCUGGCCAUCUUUAUUAUGUAUAUCAGAAUAUUCUUCCAGUUGUCAGGAAGGAUUCUUUUGAGGUAUUAUCAUUUUUAGAAUGAUACAGUAAAUGGCAUAUCAAAAUUAGUAUCUUUUCCAAGUAGUAUCUUUGCAAAAACACCUUUAAAAAUUAUUAGCCUCUUGAUAGCUUAAAAAUAUUCUUUAGAACUUCAUACUGCCAACCCAGAAACAAAGUGAUGUUUUCACAAAUACAUUAUUUAUAUGUAUGUAUGUGUGUGAGAGAAAUAAUAUAAACUCAAUAAAGUAGAAUGAUUUUCAUGGAAGUACA
This is a messenger RNA of Bubalus bubalis (water buffalo), 4021 nucleotides long. RefSeq names its product kelch domain containing 1 (gene KLHDC1). The coding region runs from base 248 to 1516 and encodes 422 amino acids. The transcript is spliced from 14 exons. The record is from RefSeq and is a predicted model, not a curated record. Gene Ontology annotation, molecular function: protein binding. NCBI's taxonomy places the organism in Eukaryota, Metazoa, Chordata, Mammalia, Artiodactyla, Bovidae.